Messenger RNA from Daldinia caldariorum, 1597 nucleotides. RefSeq lists its product as uncharacterized. Bases 277 to 1266 code for a protein of 329 amino acids. The record is from RefSeq and is a predicted model, not a curated record. NCBI's taxonomy places the organism in Eukaryota, Fungi, Ascomycota, Sordariomycetes, Xylariales, Hypoxylaceae. The transcript has 4 exons.
CUUGAGUGUUAAGUGAUUGUUUGUAAAAGAAAAACAUGUUUUCUUUUACAUAGGAAGACAACACACACAAUUGUCACCUUUAUUUUGGGCUAAGUCUCCCUCAUGCAAGCGUCCAACGGCGAGUGUCAAUCCUAUAAAAUGACAAGGUGGUGUUAGUGAACCCCUAUGGAGAGAAGACAGCGAGUACUACCUUCUAUUCCCAUCGCAUAAGGACACUGCAGUCUGCAGAAGAGAUCUUUUAAGAUCUGUUCGCUAUAUUGAAAACUCUGGGUCCCAAUGGCAUCACCAAGCCUACCCUGCGACGUUCGGGAUGGCAUUCGUAACCACUGGGAUAACAUUAAUUCGCCUCUCCAAGUGAUGCGGUCUGCCUUGAAGGAAAAUUCCGGCAUCAACGUAAUAUUCGAGAUUGACUGGGGUGAUCUCCUAUCGCAUUUAGGUAGCGACUGUCCGGAUAAGUCAGAAUUUGUUCCAUUCGUUGCAAAUGUUGUUCGGGUGUUUGUCGAUGGGCUGCAGGACACAAUAGACCUCAGCUGGAACCCAGAUUUGCCUGAUGCCCUUUGUGAGAAUGUGGAGGGUGAUUUGAGAGUUUUCAUCGGCGUUACCGAUAAAGAGGGCCCAACAGUUUCUUGGGCCGCAACGAACCAAAAAAUCUGUAUUUCGCCAUCAAGAAGUCGAGGGUUCCAAGUCAACCUCCCUAGAGGCCCAAUGGUGUCUUCUGUUAAGAUGCAGUCUUCAUUCAUAACUCAAUUGAAUAAUUGCAUCGAUGACCCGCAGUUUUCCUUAGAUGACCGGGCAGACGUCUCCAUAGAAGCCACAAAUAAACGCUCGGCGACGAUAGAGGAGCCUCGGCCCUUAGACAUAGUACCACAUAUCAGCACCCUACCGCGUCCGGGCCAUCUACUUCUCAAGCCGCCGUAUCACCUCACAGUAUACGGUGGAAGUAAGACCACUGUCGAGGUUCACUGUAGCCAUAGCCCAACGCUUGAGCUCCUCGAAGAGUAUCUAAGGAAAUGGCGCAAGCUCAACUAUCAGGAUAUAGGGCAUCCACACGCGAUCAAGGUCAAGUUGCACCAGUCUUCAUUUGGACUUGGUGUUAUGUAUGACCGUUUAAUAAUGACCGCCAGGGACCGCACCCCCGAAAUCCUUGUGACGCCUAUGAUAGUAUUACCGUUUGUUGAAGGUGUGCUAGGUUACAAGAGUGUCUCAGUCGACGGAUCUUCUUGGGUAUUCCGAAGGGAUACCGAGUUAAUCAGACAUUCACAAUAAUUGAAUAUCGCCUAUGAUAGCACCAUAGCAUUCGAGAAGUUAAUCGAGGAAUCUGAGCAGGAGUAAUUGCAAGUAGAUGUAGCCUUGUUCAUAUUAAUGAGUACUCGGAUUAGAUACGUCAGGUGUUUAAACUUGACAUUUGACGGCUUUUUUAAAAGGAAAAAAAAGAAAAAAAGGCUUUACAACUAUUAGACAAUAGUUUGAGAAGGGAAUUGAGCCUGUAUUUGAACACGCUACAUGUACAGUAGUGGUCCAAAACUGUCCGGCCUACGCCCCGUUUUACGCCGAAACUCAGCCUUGUCACUCUACGAUAACUCUACCAAUAGAAAUG